CCUGGAUGGGACUCGAGGAGGCUCUGCCGGACCCAAGAGCAGGUCGCCCGGAACUCGGCGUUGUCAUCCCAGCUGGCAAUGACCUCACCCAGCUCAGAACUUCUGAGCCAUUCGGACCCAAACAGCCGGAUGCCGUUUGGAGCAGAACAUUCCAGGGCUAUUUAGACCACAACAUUCUGGUGCCCCUUGGAUCAAACCGUUGGCUCAGGUCAGUCGUGCUCCUGUCUCUGCUGCCUGCACUGUGAGAGUUGGAGAUUUAGCUGGAGAAUUGGACCAGAACCGCCAUCCCUUCCCCCGCAGAGACCCGGACUUUCUGGCUAGUGCUGGGACAGAGACCCCAGCAGCUUUCGAGGACUGUGACAAGCACCAGCCUUGGCCCGAGUCCCCAGAGCCAGGACCAUGGUGCACAAUCAAGGGCUUCCUGCUGAGGCCCCAGAGACGAAUCUUGGAGCUGCCCAGGACGGGUCAGAGUCGCAGAGAUCAAGGGAGUCGCCCCCUCAUCAGGGCGUCUCUGCCGGGAGCCCUGGUCCUGAGAAAACAGCAGAGGAGGGGGGCUCUGCCCCUGCUGGCCCCAGGGACCCAAGCCAGCAUCCCUCUGUGGUCACAUCUGUCACCAGCCACUCCUCCAUCCGCGGCGUGGAACCCGUGGCCUCCAACCUCCCGUGUACGCAGCCGCCAUGUGAGCCCCCCGGCUCAGGCGAGAAGAGAAAGCGCUCGGCACGUGGCAGAGAGGCCGAGGAGGAGGCAGAAGAAAAGGCCCUUUAUUAUAUGAAGGUCCAGGCCGUGAACGGCGUCUCGGUGGCCUGGGAGACCGGGGCCGGCUUCGAAGCCAUUAGGAAGCGGCCUCGGAUCUUUAAGGCCAAGUAUAGUGGAGGAGAAAGCUUUGCCGGCUCGGACCUGAGCAGCUCCCACACCAAGUCCGAGCUGGGGGACGUGGACUCGGAGGCAGAGUGCGGCGUUGAGGGACCGGCAGAGGAGGUGCCGCAGCAGCCGACGGGAGCGCCCCCUGAGUGGCUCCUCACCAUCGAGCAGGGCCUGCGGUGCCUGGCCUGCUGCCGAGUCUUUCCCAGCCUGGAGGCCCUGACCCAGCAUGUGAAGCAGGGGCUGUGCCAAGGCUUCAGCUGCCGCGUGUACUACCGGGUGCUGGGGCAGCUGAGGGCGAGAGACAGGUCCCAGCGGAGACGGCAACGCGGGGGCCGGGGACGCCAGCCACGCGUCCGGGAGUGCAGCAAGUGUGGGGGACAGAUACGGCGCCCACGCAAGGCUGCCAAAUAG
Molecule: messenger RNA, 1275 nt
Organism: Mauremys mutica (yellowpond turtle)
Lineage: Eukaryota; Metazoa; Chordata; Testudines; Geoemydidae
Product: protein FAM170B-like
Exons: 2
Coding region: 400-1275 (291 amino acids)
Biological process (GO): fertilization
Source: RefSeq, a predicted model, not a curated record